GGCGGCGGGGGCCGGCAUGGACCGAACCCCCGCCGCGCCAUGGCCGCCCGCGUGCCGGAGCCGCGCGCCUUCUGGCCCCUGCUGACCUGCGCGUGCACCGCGCUGCUCUGCCUCUGCCAGGCCCUGGGGGGCCGCGCGGCGGCGGCGGCGGAGGGCGAGGAAGAGGAGGGCGCGGCGGAGGCGGGCUCGGUGCCGCUGCUGAAGGGCUCGGCGCUGCUGCUGCUGGGCUGCCUGCUGGCCCGCUGCUGCGGCGCGGCGGGAGGCGGCUCGAGGCCCGGCGGGGGCUGGGGCCCCUCGGCGGCGCGGCGCAGCGCCCUGGAGGGCUUCCACGCGCGGCGGCUGCGGCUCUCGCCCCACGUGCUGGGGCACAGCAAAGCGCACGUCGGGCGCGUGGUGGCCGAGCUGGUGCGCGCCGCCAAGGCGCAGGGGCUGCAGCCCGGCCCGACGGCCCUCAGCCUGCGCGGGGACUUCGUGCGCGUCGGCAGCGCCUACGAGCAGCACAAGGUGUGCAGUCCCGACUGCUUCGACGUCCUGGUGCCGCUGCGCCUGCCGCCGCGCCUGCAGCCCGAGCCGUGCCGCGCCGCGCCGAGCGGAGCCUUCGUCUGCGGUCUGCGGGCGCCCGCGGGGGCCGGCUGGCCGCGCCGCUACCGGCCCUUCGUGGAGGGCUUCUGCGCGGAUCCGCGAGGACGCCGCCUGCUCUCCUCGGCGCUGGUGCUGCGCUGGUUCCAAGGCCACCUGCAGCGCUGCCUGGGCGCCGUGCGCUACCGGCUGCAGGAGCGCUGCCGCAUCAGCCUGGCCGCCUGCCCCGGCCGGCCGCCCACGCUGCACAUCCGGCCCUGCUCCGACUACGUGUGCUGCCACAUCUCCAUGGCCGUGCGCCUCAUCCCCGCCAUCCCGCUGGGCGACGCGCUCUACCUCACGGCGCUGCCCCCCGACGUGCCGCCGGCCGGCCCGGCCCACGAGGCGCUGUGGGGCCUCAACGCCUCGCGGCACGAGCAGCGGCUGCUGGCCUGGCUGAAGGAGCAGGCCCCGGCCUCGUCCUGCCACCUGAAGUGCCUGCAGCUCCUCAAGGGCCUGCGGGACCUGCGCGGGCAGAGCCUGGAGGAGCCCUUCUGCUCGCAGUGGGGCCGGGUGCUCUCCUCCUACGUGCUGAAGACGGCCCUCUUCUCCCUGAUGCUGCACGGGCCCCUGGAGGCCUGGGACGAGCGGUUCCUGGUGGAGCGCCUGGAGGACCUGGUGAUGUACCUCAGGGACUGCCUCCGCAAGCAGACGCUGAUGCAUUUCUUCCUGGGCAACGCCAGCCUCCCCGAGGCCGUGGCGCUGCCCAGGUUCCUCAAGGAAGCCGCCCCGGUGAACUUGCUGGCCGCCUUCGAUGGGCCCACGCUGGACCUGGCCGCCUUCCAGCUGUUGUACACCUGGAGCCAGGCGCCGCACCUCAUCAGGACGUACGGCGGAGCCCGGUACCUGCGGCCGGCUGCGUGCCGGCACGGCGCCGAGGCGCGGCAGGAGCUGCCCGCGGAGUGAGGGAUCGCCGUGCGCCCGGCUGCCCGCGGUGGGACCCGCUGGGAUGUUCUGUGGUUUUAUCCCCGAACCUGAGAAAACUGGGAAACCGAAGGCUGAGACUUAAGGAAAUGGCGAUAGCUUUUAUUUUUAAUGUCGUCGUGGUGGGUUGUUCGUAGGAGGAUUACAGAAUUUCUGGGGAAGUGCCUUGGUAGGAAAGCGUUACUUUUGGUCGGUUCAAACUGACAGUUCUGCAGAUCUAUCUUAACUUGCCCUAGUGGCAAAACUGACCUUUUCUGAGAUGUGAUUUUUAGGGUACAAAAUCCAUUUGGGAUUUAAAAAUCCCGUGAGCACAAACAAAACCUCUUACUGUGCCGAGGUGCUCUUAAAAUGAGAUGAGCAUUUGAGCAUAGGUAUUGGUUGCAGUCUGAAAUGCUCAGUGACAUGCUUUAAGUUUCCUGUGUAAUGUAAAACAUCGUGCUGAAUGGAAAUGUAAUAAGCAUCUUAAAGCAGAACUAGGGGGAGAAGUGAAACUUCUGAUGAUAGCAUGAAGAAUCUACUUGUGCAUUUCUGUUUUAAAUGAAGGUUAUGCUGAAGGAUUGAAAUACUGAGAAAAAGAAACAAAUAGCACUUUAUUUUCACAAAGGCCUUAAUUUUAGGAUAAUUGGCUGCACUAAAUACUCACUGUGGAGAAGGCAUUAGUAUUUUAUUAAAGGGGUGAUGUUUGAGUCAUCCUCAGGAAAACCUUCUUUUUACAGAAAUACUCUGGGUUCUUGUUUUUGAGAUAUUUUGCAUAUGAUUUUCUCAGAACAUGCUCUGACACAAGGACAACAACAACACAAACUUCCUGUUAGGUUUGGAACCAGGCUUCAACCAGUCCGCAUCUCACUGAUGUGUUCUGCCUGCUGCGCCCCUGUGCUUUCCAGGAGCAGUUGGUGGCUUUUGGGGCUGCCACCAUCUGCCUGCUUGUGGCACUGUUUUGACCAAAUGACCUGAUGGGAUUUUUCUAGUGUGAGCAAAUUGUUAUCUUACUGUGGGGAGGAGGAAGUAAAAUAUUUCAGGGUACUCAAAAAUGGUUUAGCACUUAUUCAUGGUACGGCGAAGCAGCUGUGGCUUCGGAAGUAUUGUAAAUGUAAGCAUCAGCGAGGUAAUUUCCACUCCUUAUGGAAAGAGUGCGUGAGAAUACUUCCCAGAGUUCUCACAGGGCUGAACAGGCAGCACUGAGCUGUUGUGCUUCUCCCUUGUCUCGGUUGUGAGGUUCAGCUUGAAGGAGUGCUCGGGCUGUCAGCCUCUGCCUGGUGUCUGUGUCUCUGGGAUGGCGUGUAGAGCUGUACUGCAGCCGGUAUGGGACCCUCAUGUCUCCCAGGGUGUCAGCAAAUGUAGAAUUCCAAACCUUUAAGUUAAAAUAUCGAGUUACUGAAUUACUGAUGCUCAGGAAGUUGAACGUGUGCUUCAUUACCACUACUCUGCAUCCUAGGUGAGCACUCUGAAAUGGAUUAUAAAUUAUGAAAGGUAACCCCUGGGAUGCUUCAGGAUGACUUGAAAUUACUGAGACACUCCUCCCUGAUGUACAUACUGGUGUGCCUUAUUCACAGCUCUAUGCAACAAAGCACAAACAUUUGUAAGAUCUACAAAGCUUUAUACAAAUCUAUUUUUCUAAAUGGAAACACUCCCCAGGCAGAUGUUUGCCUGCUUCUGUCUCUAUUUUUUUAACUGCUCUUGCAGUCUUAUUUUCAGGUAAUUAUAGACAAGGUCAUACCCGCAAGUUGGGUUUUUUUUAUAUUUGAAGCACCGUGCUUC
Tympanuchus pallidicinctus (lesser prairie-chicken) is the source of this 3300-nucleotide messenger RNA. It is a transcript of the gene ITPRIPL2, whose product is annotated as ITPRIP like 2. The coding region runs from base 40 to 1524 and encodes 494 amino acids. Lineage: Eukaryota; Metazoa; Chordata; Aves; Galliformes; Phasianidae. The record is from RefSeq and is a predicted model, not a curated record. The transcript has a single exon.